Messenger RNA from Esox lucius (northern pike), 2050 nucleotides. RefSeq names its product butyrophilin subfamily 1 member A1-like. The transcript is spliced from 9 exons. Lineage: Eukaryota; Metazoa; Chordata; Actinopteri; Esociformes; Esocidae. Gene Ontology annotation, molecular function: protein binding. The coding region runs from base 125 to 1561 and encodes 478 amino acids. The record is from RefSeq and is a predicted model, not a curated record.
GAUAUGUGUGAGCCUGCGUGUGGUUGACUGUUAUUCAACGUUACUAUCAUUUGCACUCAACGGGCUGUAAGGAAUUUUCUUUGAUAAUUCAACUCUGUUAGACCAACCGUCUCCUUCAAGACUAAUGGUGACUGGACCAGAUAGUCUGGGUGUGACUCUGAUGACUCUGCUGAUUCUCCUCCACAGUUUCACCUCUAAGUCUGUGAAGUUUGAGGUUCUGGGUCCAACUGAACCAAUUGUUGCUGUGGCUGGUGAUGACAUAAUUCUGCCCUGUUACCUCAAACCCAACAUCAGUGUUGAGGACAUGACAGUGGACUGGCUGAACCUGGACUACAUGGAUGAACGUGUCUAUCGUUACCAAAAUGGAAGAAUCAUAGAAGUGGAUCAGAUUCCCUCCUACACAGGAAGAACAUCACUGUUUAAAGAGGAACUGUGGAGGGGAAACACCUCUUUAAAACUGACCAGGGUACAAGGCUCUGAUGAAGCACAGUAUAAAUGCUUUAUUAAGUCACAGAACUGGUAUGAUGACAUGAAUAUCAUAGUCCUGGUUAAAGCUGUAGGGUCCAGACCAGUGGUGUCCAUUGAAGGACACAGAGAGGGAGGGAUGGGUCUGGUGUGUCAAUCUGAAGGCUGGCACCCUGAACCUGAUCUGGUGUGGCUGGACAGUAAAGGAGUCAGUCUCUCUGAUGGACCUUCUGAAACACACAGAGACUUAAAGGGAUUCUACACAAUCAAACAACAUGUCAUUGUCCAAGAGACUGACACCAACCUCUUUACCUGUAGAGUCCUACAAAGACAAAUCAAUGAGGAGGUGGAGACAGAGGUUCACAUCCCUAGUGAGUUGUUUGAUUACACAACUCCAUGGAGACGGUCCUUCAUUGUGUCAUGUUGUUUGGGAGUCUUCUCUGUGAUUGGGUUAUCUAUGACUGUCUACUGGAUACAUAAAAAGAAAGUUGAGACCAUUGCUGAGCUCAACAAACAGCAGGAUGACCUCAGGAAGUAUGUUUUUGAUGCCAUCAGAAGACAUGCAGUGGAUGUGACUCUAGACCCUGAUACUGCAUAUCCACAACACAUCCUGUCUGAUGACGGGAAACAAGUGAGACAUGUAGACACAAAUCAGAAUCCCCCUGACAACCCAAAGAGGUUUACAUAUUAUCCCAGUGUCCUGGGUAAGGAGGGCUUCUCCUCAGGGAGUUUCUACUAUGAGGUUCAGGUGAAGGAGAAGACUAGAUGGGUUUUGGGAGUGGCCAGAGAGUCAGUCAACAGGAAGGUGGGGAUUACAGAGAGACCUGAGUAUGGUUACUGGACUGUGUAUCAGUAUGAUGGAGUGUAUUGGGCUCUCACUGCCCCCCCUGUCACCCUCCCCCUGAGAGAGAAGCACCAGAAGGUGGGGGUGUUUGUGGAUUAUGAGGAGGGACAGGUCUCCUUCUUCAAUGUGGAGGCCAGGUGUCACAUCUACUCUUUCACUGGACAAACCUUCACUGAGAAUCUCUAUCCUUACUUCUACACUGGUUUUGAAUCAUCCCCACUGAUCAUCUGUCCUGUAGAUGUCACUGACUGACAGUUUUAAAUCAAUUCAGGAUGGAGAAAUGUUGGCAGGAAUAUGAAUUAUUAUUCCUGCCAACAUUAUUAUUAUGUUUGAUUAUCAAGUAUUGAUCAGAGUGUGUUGGUAUGUAGGCUGUCUGUGUUUCUGACCUGGUGGAGGUAGAGGUGUUCUCCAUGGAGGACAUGAGGAGGUUCAGAGUGUCUGACCUGGUGGAGGUAGAGGUGUUCUCCAUGGAGGACAUGAGGAGGUUCAGGGUGUCUGACCUGGUGGAGGUAGAGGUGUUCUCCAUGGAGGACAUGAGGAGGUUCAGGGUUAUUGAAGUAAUAUGUUCAGAUCAGUGUCAAAACCCUGUGUCUCUGUUAAAGAUUUGAACUUUUCCAUCAAGACACUUCCAAGGCACCCCGAAAUUAAAAAAUGAAGUGUUGAUAUGCUACAACAAGCAUAUGAAGCAAUUGUUGAGAAUUAACAAGGCCUGAAGCCAUUAAGUAAAACCUCCAAAAUGUC